AUGUCUUUUAUUAAUGGUACAUGUAACCUAAAUACUUUUAUGUUGGACCAAUUAUUGUUGGAGCAAGUAAAACAAAAAGAAUUAAAUAAAUGCCAAAUUUUGUUGAACGAAUUAUUAAGACAAUUUAAUAUUCUUCCUUUACCUCAAAACAAUGAAAAAGAGUUGGAAUUAGAUGAAUACAAGUUACAAAAUAAUACCGAAGCAAAUACCUUCCUUUCGACAACUUCUGCUUCAAAUUCAUCUAACAAUCAUUUAAAUUCUUCAUUAAGAAUAAAUAAUGAACAAAAACAACAACGUCCACACAGUUGUGAAUAUUGCCAAAAAUCAUUUCGAUUUAAAUCCAAUUUAUUUGAACAUAAAUCGAUUCAUAAAAGUGCCUGCCAUCGAAAUACAUUUAUUUGUCCAUUUUGUACAAAAACUUGUCGACUUAAAGGCAAUUUAAAAAAACAUCUACAAAUUCAUGUCAAAAAUGUGAAUGAACUUGAACGCCUCUGGAAAAAUUACUUUUCUAGACAGUCUGGAAGGCCACGCAAAAAUGCAAAGUUAGUACCUCUUCCAAAGCCUGGUGAUGAUUUAGGAUUAGUUCCAGUUAUGUUAAAAACAAAAAAUAAUCAAAUACUCAAAAAUAAUUGCCAAUGGACGUUUGCCAGUGAAAAUGAUAAUUUAAAAAAUAAAGUUUAA
Molecule: messenger RNA, 681 nt
Organism: Meloidogyne enterolobii
Lineage: Eukaryota; Metazoa; Nematoda; Chromadorea; Rhabditida; Meloidogynidae
Source: the annotation of a GenBank genome assembly